UCUCUUAACCCCCCAUCCCUGUCUCCAUUACAGCAAUAACAUUAACAAACAACCAAAGCGGUUACUUUAAUCACACUGCAAAUGGAUGGCAGAGGAGGCUGCUGCAUCGCCCGCUAUGUACCCGGUGCAUCCCACGUCUCCACCGUCGACAAAAUAAUGCUCAGGUUUCGCCCCAUCGCUCCCAAACCCGUCGCCGCAUCCAUACCUUCCGAUGCUUCUUCCUCGGAGAGCAGCGACACCUUACUCAAAACCAGAACCACAAAGAGAAAGUGCGCAAGUGAUAUCAACUGUCCCGCCAAACGAAGGACUCGCCGCAGGAAGAACACAUCCUCUCCCAAGCAGAAGCCGCCGGCGGUGACUCUUCCUUUAUUGCCAGAGACUCCCGUUCGGAAGGUUUCUCCGGUGAUGGAUCUAACUCCACCGGGAGUAAAACAAGCAGGAAGCAACGACAUCAGCAACACGAACAACUACUUGAAGAAGAACGUGCCGAUGUGGGUGAGUUUCGAGAAGCGGAGCUUGACGAGCAAGGUUGAACCGUACGGCGCGAUGAUGGGAGGGUGGUGUUCGUGUGUGACGGUGGAGUGCGUGACGAGCACGUGGGUGGAGGGCGAGUGGCUGGGGAGUACGGACGAGGAGCGGAGGGUGAGACUGAGCAGGGACACGUGUCCUGGGUUCAUAUCGGACGGGCACGGGAGGGUGACGUGGACGAACGAAGCGUACGGUGAGAUGAUGAAGGGAGAGAGACAGGCACCGGUAUUUCUGGUGAUGAAGGAGGGUGCACUGGUUUCUUGUCCUUCCUUCACUUGUAAGGUGAAGAUGGUGAAAUAUUUAUUUGGUAGGGAGAGAGGUUCGCUUACGUUAAACUGUGAUGUUUGGAGAAUGGAUUUUGGUGGUUUUGCAUGGAGGUUGGACGUUAAAACUGCUUUGAGAUUGGGUUACUGAUUACAAAGACGAAGCUUUUGAUCCAAAUUGAACACUUUUUCUGGAAGUGCUCAGAACUGUAAAUAUGUACAUAAUAAGGUGGGGAAAAAAAAGGGUGAAAAAUGUGUUGUGGGAGAGAUGGGACUUAGGAAGGGUAGGUGGUCGCAAACCUAUUGAAUGUCACUUGGGAUACCAUUAACCUAUGUAACUCUGGCGUAUGCUGAUUGCACCACGUUGUUGAGUCCAAGCCAACCGUGUAAACUUU
Vigna unguiculata (cowpea) is the source of this 1186-nucleotide messenger RNA. RefSeq lists its product as uncharacterized. NCBI's taxonomy places the organism in Eukaryota, Viridiplantae, Streptophyta, Magnoliopsida, Fabales, Fabaceae. The record is from RefSeq and is a predicted model, not a curated record.